AUGCACUCAAAUAAGCUUUCUACUUUAACUGAAGAAAAACGGAAAUAUAUUGAUAGAGAGGCUGAAAGACUUGUCAAAAAAGUUGUUGCUGGUAAAGAAAUCGAUAUCUCAAAGAUACAUAGACAAAAACAAAGACACAAAUCAGGUAAAUCAAGAGAGUAUAAAGCCUUAGUUUAUAAGGUGGAAUUAGAGUUGUUCUACCAAUUGGAUAAAAAAGAUGGUAAUAGAUUGUUUGCAGAGCAUGAUAGUUACAACUUCAGGGAAGAAGUUCGUUAUAGAGUCAUCCAACCAGCAAUUACUCGCGUUUAUCAAAUUCCUGAAGAGCCAUAUCUUCCACAUAGAACCAAUGGCCUAAACAAAGUUUUUAGAAGAAUCUUCAGAAAUAGAUCAAGAUAUCCUAAAUGGAACUGUGAUGAUGAUUCAGAAAAAUAA
Molecule: messenger RNA, 432 nt
Organism: Hansenula ciferrii
Lineage: Eukaryota; Fungi; Ascomycota; Saccharomycetes; Phaffomycetales; Wickerhamomycetaceae
Exons: 2
Coding region: 1-432 (143 amino acids)
Source: RefSeq, a predicted model, not a curated record